Carlito syrichta (Philippine tarsier) is the source of this 2808-nucleotide messenger RNA. It is a transcript of the gene PBX2, whose product is annotated as PBX homeobox 2. Gene Ontology annotation, molecular function: DNA-binding transcription factor activity, RNA polymerase II-specific; RNA polymerase II cis-regulatory region sequence-specific DNA binding. The transcript has 9 exons. Bases 83 to 1219 code for a protein of 378 amino acids. Gene Ontology annotation, biological process: eye development; embryonic organ development; brain development. The record is from RefSeq and is a predicted model, not a curated record. NCBI's taxonomy places the organism in Eukaryota, Metazoa, Chordata, Mammalia, Primates, Tarsiidae. Gene Ontology annotation, cellular component: nucleus.
UGGCGGAGACCCCGGUGGGGGUAGCGGGGGGGUCCCGGGAGGCCGAGGGAAGCAAGACAUCGGGGACAUUCUGCAGCAGAUAAUGACCAUCACCGACCAGAGCCUGGACGAGGCCCAGGCCAAGAAACACGCCCUAAACUGCCACCGAAUGAAGCCUGCUCUCUUUAGCGUCCUGUGUGAAAUCAAGGAGAAAACCGGCCUCAGCAUUCGAAGCUCCCAAGAGGAGGAGCCGGUGGACCCACAGCUGAUGCGCUUGGACAACAUGCUUCUGGCAGAGGGUGUGGCUGGGCCUGAGAAAGGGGGGGGCUCAGCAGCAGCCGCUGCAGCUGCUGCAGCCUCCGGGGGCGGCGUGUCCCCUGACAACUCCAUCGAACACUCGGACUAUCGUAGCAAACUUGCCCAGAUCCGCCACAUCUACCACUCGGAGCUGGAGAAGUAUGAGCAGGCAUGCAAUGAGUUCACAACCCAUGUCAUGAACCUGCUGAGGGAGCAGAGCCGCACAAGGCCUGUGGCACCCAAAGAGAUGGAGCGCAUGGUGAGCAUCAUCCAUCGAAAGUUCAGCGCCAUCCAGAUGCAGCUCAAGCAGAGCACCUGCGAGGCCGUCAUGAUCCUGCGUUCCCGUUUCCUGGAUGCCAGACGAAAGCGCCGUAACUUUAGCAAACAGGCCACUGAGGUCCUAAAUGAAUAUUUCUACUCCCAUCUGAGUAACCCAUAUCCUAGUGAGGAGGCUAAGGAGGAGCUCGCCAAGAAGUGCGGCAUCACCGUCUCUCAGGUCUCCAACUGGUUUGGCAAUAAGCGGAUUCGCUAUAAGAAAAAUAUUGGAAAGUUCCAAGAGGAGGCAAACAUCUAUGCUGUCAAGACUGCCGUGUCAGUCACCCAGGGGGGCCACAGCCGCACCAGCUCCCCGACACCCCCUUCCUCCGCAGGCUCUGGUGGCUCUUUCAAUCUCUCAGGAUCCGGAGACAUGUUUCUGGGGAUGCCCGGGCUCAAUGGAGAUUCCUAUUCUGCUUCCCAGGUUAGGUGCCCCAUUUCCCUGCAGGUGGAAUCACUCCGACACUCGAUGGGGCCAGGGGGCUACGGGGAUAACCUCGGGGGAGGCCAGAUGUACAGCCCUCGGGAAAUGAGGGCAAAUGGCAGCUGGCAGGAGGCUGUGACUCCGUCUUCAGUGACAUCCCCAACAGAGGGACCAGGGAGUGUUCACUCUGACACCUCCAACUGAUCUCGCCCCUCAGGGUCACAGGGGUGGGGGCUCUCACAAGGCGACUCUUGAAGAGGACGCAGGCAUCCAGAGAACAAACCCCAGAUACAGGAGAAGCACAAGACGGAGAAGGGCAAAUGGGGUCAUCGCCUCCCCAACUAGACUCUCUCAGUGCUGGGGGAGCUGACUACAUGGCAGGAAGAAUGGGGCCCCUUAGGGGAGAGUGGGGUCUGUCUCCCCAUUUUUUCCAUCUUUUUUCUCUCCCCUCCUCUCACACAGAAACACAUACCCAGAAACCUGUCUCAGACCCCUUUUUCUUCUUUUUUCUCUCCCUCUCUCCCAUAUAUAUACUCCCACAUACAACUAUUCUGUUUCUCUUUCUGAGCUCCCCCACUUUCCCUUCCCUACCCCACUUAUAUGCUCUGGAAUCUGCGGAGAUGCCAGCCCUGCCUGACCAGAGAUGCCAAAAAUGGGGACAACUUCUGGACAGAGAACACGGGCCACGCCCCCUGUGCAUCCCCACCCCCUGCCCCUCCAGAUGGCUUUAUUACCUCAUACGCAGCUCAUCUUAAACCAAUAGAAUCGUUCGGUGGACGAGAGUGUCUGACUCAGAUAUCUACCUCGGAGGGAGUUUCUGCUACUUUAGGGAAUUAUUGACUGGGUUUUAGGGUUGGACUUUUUUUUAAAGGAAAGAAAAAGAAACCCUGGGAUCCAUCUGUAAUUUUUUAUUUGUUUUUGUUGUUUGUUUUGGUGGUGGUGGUUCUUAAUUUUUAAUUUAGUUUGGGGAAGUAGUUUUUUUUUAUAAAUAUGUUGAUUUCUUGGCUUUUUAUUUCUUGCUCUCCCAUGUUAGGGGUGAUAGCCAAAGGGGUCCUGGUAAGAGAAAGGGGGACAAACAGAAUUGGUGAAGAGGCCCACCUGGCUCCAGGCCUGACCAUCAGGAAGUGAAUUUUGCAGGGCACCAAAGCCCUUGCCUCCUAAAAUCACUUAGGUGUUUUUUGCUUAUGUGGGCAGGUUUCUGCUGCAUUUGGUUUGGAGGCAGUGAGGGGCUUCCUAUCUUCCCUUUUCCCACAACCCUUGGGUAGGACUGGACUUAGUAAUUUUGAGGAAAUCGAAGAUGCCACCUUCCCCUGUGACAUGCCUUUAAUUUUUUUAACUACUAUUUGCAGAUUGGAGGGGAAAGAAUGGGGAGGGGGUUAUUGCCAAAUAUGUUAAAUAUGGGUUGGGAUGCUUGUAUAUGUGUAUCUCCCUCCCUCAGUUUCCCCAGAAAUGAGGUAUCUUUUUUUGCCACACCAAAAUCAAGGGGGUGGGGAAAAAGAGGAGGAAGGUUACAAAAAGUCAGGUAUGGGGGAAAGUAAAAUCAAUGCUGUCCCAUUCUCAGCCUUGAACCCUACCAUCUGGUCCCCUCAGAUAUCCUCAGGAUUUUACAAGACUGUCAGAGUGGAGAACCCCUUCUGUUACAAAUAUGGGCAGGAUUGGGGACAGGUUGGGAGUGUGAUGGGUGGGAGGUGGGAGGCAUGGGCCGGGGCAGUUCUCUCCUCACUUGUAAACUUGUAGUUUCACAGAAAAAAAAAAAACCAGUUUUAAAUAAAGAAAUUUCUUUUUUCCCUGGG